Molecule: messenger RNA, 2562 nt
Organism: Gracilinanus agilis (Agile Gracile Mouse Opossum)
Lineage: Eukaryota; Metazoa; Chordata; Mammalia; Didelphimorphia; Didelphidae
Gene: JUP
Product: junction plakoglobin
Exons: 15
Coding region: 150-2381 (743 amino acids)
Biological process (GO): cell adhesion; positive regulation of transcription by RNA polymerase II
Cellular component (GO): adherens junction; catenin complex
Molecular function (GO): transcription coactivator activity; alpha-catenin binding; protein phosphatase binding
Source: RefSeq, a predicted model, not a curated record
GGAGUUGCAGCCGCGGCCAGAGUCCGUAGCAGCCGCCGCCCGAACAGAGCCGUUCCUCCGAUUCGAGCCCAACACAGCCCCAGCCCGGCCCGCUGCCCCGAGCCCCAGCCUCAGCCCGGAUCCCAGCCACGAGCGCAGCAGCAACUGCCAUGGAGGUGAUCAACCUGGUUGAGCAGCCCAUCAAGGUGACGGAGUGGCAGCAGACAUACACCUACGACUCGGGCAUCCACUCUGGGGCCAACACCUGUGUGCCGUCGGUCAGCGGCAAAGGCAUUGUCGAGGACGAUGAGGCCUGUGGCCGCCAGUACACCCUCAAGAAAACCACCACCUACUCCCAGGGGGCUCCCCAGAGCCAAGGUGAUCUGGAAUGCCAAAUGGCAAUGACGAGGGCCCAGCGGGUGAGGGCAGCCAUGUACCCAGAGACGACUGAGGAUCGUUCUCUUCUGCUGACCACCCAGAUCGAAGGGCAGGCCACCAACGUGCAGCGGCUAGCGGAGCCCUCCCAGCUGUUAAAGUCAGCCAUCGUUCACCUCAUCAACUACCAGGAUGAUGCUGAAUUGGCAACUAGAGCCCUGCCUGAACUCACCAAACUGCUCAAUGAUGAGGACCCGGUGGUGGUAAGUAAGGCAGCCAUGAUCGUGAACCAGCUGUCAAAGAAGGAGGCAUCCCGACGGGCCCUGAUGGGCUCACCCCAGCUUGUGGCUGCCGUCGUGCGCACGAUGCAGAACACCAGUGACUUGGACACCGCCCGCUGUACCACCAGCAUCCUGCACAAUCUCUCUCACCACCGUGAGGGGUUGCUUGCCAUCUUCAAGUCAGGGGGCAUCCCUGCGCUGGUCCGCAUGCUCAGUUCUCCAGUGGAAUCAGUCCUGUUCUAUGCCAUCACGACAUUGCAUAACCUGCUGCUUUAUCAAGAGGGUGCCAAGAUGGCCGUCCGUCUGGCAGAUGGGCUGCAGAAAAUGGUGCCCCUCCUCAACAAGAACAAUCCCAAAUUCUUGGCCAUUACCACUGACUGCCUGCAGCUUCUUGCCUAUGGCAACCAGGAGAGCAAGCUCAUCAUCCUGGCCAAUGGGGGCCCCCAGGCUCUGGUGCAGAUCAUGCGUAACUAUAGUUACGAGAAGCUGCUCUGGACCACAAGCCGAGUGCUCAAGGUGCUGUCUGUGUGUCCCAGCAACAAGCCUGCCAUUGUGGAAGCUGGUGGUAUGCAGGCCCUGGGCAAACACUUGACAAGCAACAGCCCUCGCCUUGUGCAGAAUUGUCUGUGGACCCUGCGCAACCUCUCCGAUGUAGCCACUAAGCAGGAGGGCCUGGAUAGCGUGCUGAAGAUCUUAGUGAACCAACUGAGUGUGGAUGAUGUGAAUGUGCUCACCUGUGCCACAGGCACCCUUUCCAAUCUGACCUGCAACAACAGUAAGAACAAGACACUUGUGACUCAGAACAGCGGCGUGGAGGCACUGAUCCAUGCCAUUCUGCGUGCGGGCGACAAAGACGACAUUACUGAGCCUGCUGUCUGUGCACUGCGACAUCUCACCAGCCGCCACCCAGAGGCUGAGAUGGCACAGAAUUCCGUGCGCCUCAACUACGGCAUUCCCGCCAUUGUCAAGCUGCUCAACCAGCCCAACCAAUGGCCUUUGGUUAAGGCAACUAUUGGAUUAAUCAGGAACUUGGCCUUGUGUCCUGCCAAUCAUGCUCCCUUACAGGAGGCAGCGGUCAUUCCCCGCCUUGUCCAGUUGUUGGUCAAGGCCCAUCAGGAUGCCCAGCGCCAUGUGGCUGCAGGCACACAGCAGCCCUACACGGAUGGUGUAAAGAUGGAGGAAAUUGUGGAAGGCUGUACUGGUGCCCUGCACAUUCUGGCCCGCGAUCCCAUGAACCGUAUGGAGAUUUUCCGGCUGAACACCAUCCCUCUGUUUGUCCAGCUCCUGUACUCCUCAGUGGAGAACAUUCAACGAGUGGCGGCUGGAGUGCUGUGUGAGCUGGCCCAGGACAAAGAGGCGGCCGACUGCAUCGAUGCCGAGGGAGCCUCAGCCCCGCUCAUGGAGCUCUUGCAUUGCCGCAAUGAGGGCACUGCCACCUAUGCCGCCGCUGUUUUGUUCCGUAUCUCUGAGGACAAGAACCCAGAUUAUCGCAAACGUGUUUCUGUGGAGCUCACAAAUUCUCUCUUCAAACAUGAUCCGGCUGCCUGGGAGGCUGCCCAGAGCAUGAUCCCCAUUAGUGAACCUUACCAAGAGGACCUGGAUGCCACAUACCGUUCCAUGUACCCCGCUGAUGGGCCCAUGGACCCUAUGGAGAUGCACAUGGACAUGGAAGGGGAGUACCCCAUUGACACCUACAGUGAUGGUCUCCGGCCCACUUACCCUACUGCUGAUCAUAUGCUGGCUUAGCCCAGCCCCUCACUCAUGGUAUCAUUCUUGAUCCCAGGUAAAGGGACUGAGACAGAAAGUGCCUGAGCGGAGGACCAAGCUGGGUGGCUGGGACUUCACUCGCCCACGCCCAUAAGAGGUUCUCCUCUUUGGGGUUUUUAUUAAUUUUGAGUUCUCUUUCCAUGUAUGUGUGUGUGUGUGU